Molecule: messenger RNA, 4887 nt
Organism: Biomphalaria glabrata
Lineage: Eukaryota; Metazoa; Mollusca; Gastropoda; Planorbidae
Exons: 14
Coding region: 464-4045 (1193 amino acids)
Source: RefSeq, a predicted model, not a curated record
CGUAUCAGACCAUAUUCGUAGCCAUUGAGUGGUCAAGAUAGGAUAGGCUACCAUGUUGGCUAUUGUUACUGGAAGGUCGCGUCGUCCACCCGGGGCUUAGUUGGUCACUUGUCACAAGUCGGUUUGGUCCCGCCCUUCCCUUUGACUCUUUAUUGUUGGCGUCCAUCAUCCUAUUGGUUAGUAGCGCUUUAGAAGUAGGGGUGGACGUUGGAGAAGACGCUAUAAAGAUCCCAGAAAAGUUUUAUCCUGUCAUCAAUCUCAAUAAUCUUGAGGCGCUCACUUCAAUUUUUCAUUUCUCAGCAAAUUUUCUAAAGUUCUUCAUCGGAUCAGUUGAAUCUAUUGUGACUCUUUACUUAGAGGAAUUGUGUUCAGUUGAGUUUCAAUUAACUAAGUGUGAUUCUUAACCCGCUGUGGAUUAAAGGUUAAUUGUUCAUUCGUGCACUGAUAUUCAAAAGGAAAAAAAAUGAAAAUUGUUUGCAAAAAUUCCGUUGAAUGCUCUCCAUCAAAGUCUGCUACAGACAAGAAAGGUGCUGGAGAUCACAACCAGGUCGUCGCUGACCUUCCCCUCGACGAUUCUUCUAAGGCUCAGACGCCCAGAGAGACGGUAAAACCAGGCAAGAAACUUGAUCUACCAGCCAAUUCUCGCAGAGAGGUUUCUCAAAAGAAACAGAGAAAAAAUAGAGGUACUAAAGGUUCAGUCCAAGAGGUGGAUAAAAAGUUGGAUGUCACUGUCACAGAGGCAAAAUCAUCUCAAGAUAAAGAAGAUGCCACUAACGCCAAAAAAGAGGAACCAGCCCAGUAUGAAUACUUCGAUUACCGUGUGUACCUCGCGGAAUCAGAUGAGGGGUAUACUGAAGUUGUUAGGAAGCACAAGCCAAGACAUAAUGUAUCAUCGCUGGAUAAAACCUCAUCAAACAAAGAUAGCUCUUCCUCCACUGACACAGAAAAAAGAAAAAAGGAAUCUAGACGGUCCAAAGGCAAAUCUUCUGCCACUAACACUGAUGUUAAAAAAAAGGAAAAUUCUCCCCAGAACAAUGGCAAGUCUUCAACUGCUAACCCUGGCAAUAUGAAAAAGGAACCCACCAGUACUAAAGAAACUGCUAGAAAUUCAAAAAGAUCUGCACCAGGAGCAAGAUCAAAAGCUCAGAGCCACACAGCAAGCACCAGGAUGACUGACUUAUCAACUAGCAGGCCCUCUGCCAAGAAUCCUAAUGUUGAAAAACAUCAGCCGUCUGACAAAAGUAAUAGCUCACAUUCUGACCCAAGCAGUACAGCUAGUACACCAACUUUCCCUAGUGUUUCAAAACCUUUUUUAAAAGGCAUCACAAAAAGCUUUUCAAGUGUAGUUGCUGGUACAAAUGCCUCAAGCACCACCACCAGAUCACGCACUAUAUGGAAUAGUAGUAUUGGCAACACUUCAGCAAAGAAAAUAGCUUCAGUGUCAGACUCAGGUUGGGUAAAAAAUUCAACCCAGAAGCCUUCUCAGCAGUCAUCACGAGGUGUUGUAAAACUGUCAAACCAGUCUCAGCCAGACAAAAAACAACCAGAGAAAAACCAAGAGAUGUACGGCAGACCUUUUGAUGAAAAGGCUACCUAUGAAGAUGAAGAUGUAGGAUUUAUUUUGCAGGAGUCGACUGAUAAAAUCCUCCAUGCCAACUCAUUAGAAAAAAGCACAUCAUCAGAAUCAAGUGUAGAUUUGUUAACAAAUUCAAGCCAUGCUUCCUCCAUUCAGUCACUCUUGGGUGUCAAUGAUGAUGCUUCAACUCAUUCUGAUCUAGAGAAAAAGCAAGAACUAGUCAGCAGCACUUCAGAUGAAAGAGCUAACUCCGAAGACAGUGAUGAUGGAUUGACAAGCCUCCAGUCUCAUUCCAACUCAUCAGAAAAAAUCACCUCUUCUGAGUCUAGUGUAGAUUUGUUAACAAAUUCUAGCCAUGCAUUCUCCAUUCAAUCACUCUUAGGUUUCAAUAAUGAAUCUUCAACUCAGUCAAAUCUAGAGAAAAAGCGAGAACUAGUCAGCAGCUCUUCAGAUGAAAGAGCUAGCUCUGAAGACAGUGAUAUUGGAUGCUCAAGCCUCCAGUCUUAUUCUAACUCAGCAGAAAAAAGCACAUCUUUUGAAUCAAGUGAAAAGUUGAUAACAAAUUCAAGCCCUGCGUUCUCCAUUCAGUCUAAUUUAGAGGAAAAGGAAGAACUAGUCAGCAGCUCUUCAGAUGAAAGAGCUAGCUCUGAAGACAGAGAUAUUGGAUGCAUAAUGUCACCAAACAAUUCCUCUCAACCAGAUGUGAACUGUCACGUGAUAAAUACAUACUCUGAUGAUGCUUGGCAUAAUUUUGUCAACCAAACAGAAGCUUUCUUCCAAUCUCUACAAUCUGAAUUUUAUAGAAAACAAUCAACAUAUCCAGAGUUUAAGAUAGAGCAAGAGCUAGUGAGCAGCUUUUCAGAUGAAAGAGCUACAUCCGAAGACUGUAAUACUGAAUGUACUUGUCUAGAAGCGAUUGGACCAAUUGAUUUGAGUCUCAGGCCACAGUACCAAUCCACUGCUUCAGAACAAUUAUGUAAUCAUAAUUUACAAGACUCCCUGAUAAAGCCACCAAACAAUAAUUUGGUGGUCUCUCUGCCUAAUGAGAUGACCUCUCCAGUGAUGAAUGUUGACAUCAAUGAUGCUUGGGAUGCUCUUGUAAAUCAAACACAAGCUUUCUAUCAAACUGUUGAUGGCCUACAAUCAACCCAUCCUAAGCUUGAGGAAAAUCAAGAUGAAAGAGUUACCUAUGAAGAUAGUGGUGUUGUAUGGACAAGCCAGGGAGCAAUGACAUCAUCUGACAUGAGCCACAAGCCACAUUCCACUUGUUCAGAUCAAUUAGAAAUGCUAUGUAUAUCUAUACAAGACAACCUUUUAAUGUCACCAAACAAUCCCUUGGCCAGCUCUCUACCAGAUGAGAUGACCUCUCCAGUGAUAAAUGCUGACAUUGCUUACACUACGAGGUUCUUUGAAAACCUGCUUCAUCCACAAGAUUUUUGUCGUACACCUGGAAAACAGAGGAACACUACCAUGACUGACAACAGUAGAGAAAAAAAAGCAUUUGGUAACCCAUUUCACGUUCCAGCCUUUGACUCUCCAUUUCCUUAUAGUGACAGAGUGACGAAAAAUUCAUUGAAUCAGAAUACUUUGGCCAGCAGUGUUGGACAGUCAGACAUUUGCCUUAAUCAUUCCAUUGUUUUUGAAAGUCUUCAGCAGGAGCUUGAAGAUGAAAAAGAUUUGCGCCAGGCUGUUGAGAGAGAGGGUUUGACAUCACUUAAAGUGGAAAGAACAAUAUGGCUUGAAAAGCUGAAAAAUGUUGCGCUGAAUAAUAUUAAGAAUCUUGAGGAGUUAGUUAAAAGUGCUGGACAGAAAGAUGACCGUUAUGGUUACUCUCAACUGAAACAGAAAAUAAGAGACUGGACUCUCCACUUAGAAUUUUGUGACCAAGGUUUAAUUGAGGCUACACAAGGGGGACUACAGAUGACAACUUUAGAAAAAUUAAUGGACAGCCUUCAGGUAUCUUCAGCACCAAUCAGUAUUGUUACUGAAGCUCCAAUUAGUCCAGUAUUACUAGAGAGGUACGAAUGCACCGUUAGGGCCAUACAAAAGUCCUUCCCUGGUUACCCAAGGAGAUCCAUCAUUACAAAACUUGAAGUUUUGAAAGCACUCUCUGGUGGAACACUGAAUAUGUUCAGCAACUAUCGCCUCAUCAAAGCUAUAACAAAUUCAAUAAUUCAGGACAGGGUGCAACAGCAAAACCUAGCUUCUAACUACCUUGCUUCAUGCAGAAGAGUUUACUAUACUGCCCCAGGACCAAGAUAUAGUUGUUUAACUUCCAGUAAAAGAAGAUGUAGGACAGCCAGUCGCAGAAGUAGCCAUAAGUCAGUAGGUCAGAAUGAUGAACAAGGUCCAAGUCAAAAAAAUGGCCAAAGGACAACAGGUCAGAAAGAUGAACGAGGCCAAAGUAAAAAUGUUGGCCAAAGUAGAUCAAGUAAAAGAGCUAGAAGAGUCAGAAUGUUUUUUUUAUAAUCUAUCUAUUGGUGCGAUGAAACCAUCCCAAUUGAUCAGUUAAAUAUAAAUUGUGUGUAUUUGUUUUUUUAUGUCUUUCUACUGAGACUUAGGUUUACUAUGAUGAAUGAUUAGUUUUAUUUUAAAUUUAGUAUUUUUUUAUUUUUUUUAUUGAGACAAACUAUCACUUGCUAUUUCUUGUAUUCUUUUCCCUAAACAAAAUAUACCUUUUCUUUUAUCCUAAAUUUCCCAAUAUUUUUUUUUAGCCUCUAAUAGCUACAUUUCUACUUCAGCAGUUUAAAUUAUUCUGGAUUUAAGAUCAUGUAUGCCAGCAUUUUGUUUAUAUUUGUUCUCAGUGAUUUCCCUUAAGUUUAGAAACUGAUCAGGAAGUCAUUGACUGGUUCUAUUUAACUGUCAUUUUCACAGUGUGUCUAUCACACUAUUAGUAUUUGUUUCUUUGUAUUUGUAUCUUAUUCUUUGGCUGAUUGAAACAAUCAUUAUAUUUAUAAUAGCACAGCAUAUCUGAAAAAAAAAUUAAUUCAAGUGUUAUUAGGAUUUUUGGCAUCAUUUAGUUGCAUUCCAGCUAAUUCCAAGAUCUCCCGACAUUUACUUAUAUGCUUCAAAGCUAGAUUUUUGUGUCUUGUAAUAGUUUUGUAACAUUUUUAAAUUAACUUUGAACAUCAGUAUCAAAUGAAAGUUCAAAUCCUUAAAUUUAUCACUUGAUGUAAAUUCAUUGACUUUAAAUAGAUAUGCACUUCGUAUGAUUGAAUUCCUUUUGUGUUUUUUUAAGCAACUAUUCUUUUCUAAAAUUUCCCCCAUUCAACCCUCGUGCAUUGAUGAUUUUUUCUUUGUUUCCUUUUUAC